AUGAUGCUUCAAUGCCAAAGCGUCAAAUGGGCUGUUUUGGCGAGUGCUGCGUCCAACAAGUAUGCACUCACCAACAAUAUCCAAUAUCAGAAGGUUGCCCUUGAGUACUAUUCGCGUGGAGUGGAAGAUGUAAAACGAGCUAUAGGAAAACUGUGCUUUGAUCAGACCGUCCCUAGCAUCUCACUCAUAACGACAGUCAUCUAUCUAUACAUCUACGAUCUAUGGGGCCAGGACACGGCCCUUGACCCUCGUGGGCAUGUAGCUGGCGCUGUUAAGCUACUCAACCUGCGAUACGACAAAGCUCUACCACUAGCGAUGACAAGGCCAUUUGACCGUCUUACUAUAGAAAGCGUGAUAUACCAGGCCCUUUUACUUUCAAUCCGGCGGCCAUUUGCGCCAAACUUUCAUAUUGACUCAGAACUCCUCUAUAGAAGUGAGGUUAUCCUAGGCACCGAGGCGUUAAUAAAUGCAGCGGACCACUCUAGCCCCGUGCUUGGGGUGUCUGUCUCACUGUACCGUCUUAUUUUAGAUAUCAUUGAUUUUCGCAACCUGCCUGCGCAACAGAUCACUGCUGAUGCUCUCCGCCACCUGAGAACAAGGAUGAAGCGGUGGGAAGCCCUUGUACUGGACACAGGAACAUCGAACUCGCAUCUACACAUGCAAUUACAGGCCAGGGUCGGAAAACCGGAUCCCUUUCAGAAGAGUAUCAUGACGCUCUACAUCCUUGCGGCUUCCUUGCUUCUGGAUUGGAGCACCGAAAUACUAUCAGCUCGGCACUUAUGUGUCAAUGUAGUGAGCGCGGAUUCAGAGGACAGGGAUGCUUUUCAUCCGAAUGGUUUAUCCAGCUGGCAAGUCGAACGCGCUCUGCCCCUUCUUCGGCAGCCGAAUUGUGUUGAAACCUGGAGCCGAUGUUUUCUAGGGGUGUGGCCUUUAUCAAUCUUUGGUUAUGCUGUAGUCAAUGACGGGGAAAUGAAGAGGAUGUUGCGGGAUAUACUACGGCAGGCGUAUCAGCGUACCGGAUAUGGCGAGAUUGGAAGAGUCUUGAAUGAACUGGAGACCUUGUGGAAAAGAGGAACACACCUGCACCCUCAUCGGAUUUCGUGA
Molecule: messenger RNA, 1104 nt
Organism: Aspergillus mulundensis
Lineage: Eukaryota; Fungi; Ascomycota; Eurotiomycetes; Eurotiales; Aspergillaceae
Exons: 2
Coding region: 1-1104 (367 amino acids)
Source: RefSeq, a predicted model, not a curated record